Molecule: messenger RNA, 3527 nt
Organism: Nicotiana tabacum (common tobacco)
Lineage: Eukaryota; Viridiplantae; Streptophyta; Magnoliopsida; Solanales; Solanaceae
Source: RefSeq, a predicted model, not a curated record
UAUUCGUAAAUUUUUGGAAGAUGGAAAAUGCGAACAAGCUCAACUGUGGAGUGGGAGGUUACUGGUAAGGUGUAUUCGGGAAAUUGAAGGGUGAAUCCGCGGAGGAAACAGUGAGCUUUUUCUUCAAUUAUAUUCAGGCAAAGCAAAAUAAGCAAACGGUCAUUGAUGGAUCCCAAUGAAGCUCCAUUAUCAACUUCUCCGUCAAACUUCAAUUUCAGCCAGCAACGUCAUUUUUACCUAGCCGUCGACAGAUUUCAGUUCAAAAUGUUAGUUGCAGCACUCGUGACGAGCUCGACGCUGUCUGUUCCGCCCUUUCCACUCUCUCACAUAUUACAAUUGCCGCUCUGUGAUCUUGCUGAAGUGGAACGUGCAAGGGUUUUAUCUAGGUUUAGACAGGCUACAAUGAGGUGGAACAAGCAGGCUACAACUGAACAUGGAGAUGCAGGGGAAACAGAGAAAGAAGAGGAGAAAUCUAAUUUGAUAGUUGUCACGGAUGCUUGCCUUCCCCUUGUUAACUCUGGCGAAUCACCUGUCAAUGCUCGUGUAUUGAUUAACUAUGAGCUACCAACAAAGAAGGAAACAUAUACGAGGCGCAUGGCUACUUGUUUGGCAGCAGAUGGAAUUGUGAUCAACAUGGUUGUUGGAGGUGAAGUUGUUACUCUCAAAAGUAUUGAAGAAAAUAGUGGCCUUCUCAUAGCAGAAAUGCCCAUCAAUAUUUUUGAGAUGCUGUGAAGGGAUGAGGCCAUGCAAAUGUCAUCUAAACACAUGAGAUUCCAAGUAAUUACGUAUUAUGAUUAAAAAGUUCUCCACUUUUACAGUACUAUCUUUGAGUGUUAUUUGGCUGCAUGAUAUUUACCAUGUAGGUAGCAUUUCAUUGUUCGACUAGAUUUUAUAAAUAUAAUUUUCCUCUUACCUCUUUCAUUUCUUUAGCUCUUCUUUUUUAGUAAUAAAAAAGAAAGAUAGGUUCACUUGCUUAAAAGGAGGGAAGAGUUCUGUUGAUGAAUUUGGAUCAUAUUGCAGUGCUUUGUCAAGUUUAUGGGCGCAAAUGAGGGUUGAUGACCUGGCCGUUCUUGGGGGGUAGGUUUGGGUGAAUGUGAUAUUCAUCUUCAAGAUGAUUUCAGUUCUGGCAUAACAUAGCUCCUUGCCUAUGUCAAUAGGGACGGGGCUAUACAGAUUUAUUAGCAAUCUGAUGGUACUCUACACGAGAUGUGAAUUAGGGAAGAUUCAAAUGGUCACUACCUUUAAAUUGGAGCAAUUGGGGUCUUCCACACGUAAAAUCUUUGUUGGACCUUGUCAAUUUACUUCAGUUCAUUUAUGCAUGAUGUCCAAUGUUGAUUAUAUAAAUGGUAAUGAGGAGAUUGCAUUCUUGAUUUCAACCCUCCAAGGGGUUAUGCCCUAGAAGGGUCCUGUUAUCUUGAAUCUUAGGGAUUGGUGAUGCUUUGGUGCCAAUCAAUGUUUCUAGAUGAUCUGUGGAGUUCUUGUUCUUGGCUUUAGUCAUUUCCAUAGCUUCACUUUUCAAUUUUUACUUGAAUAGUCCACUAUCUUUCACAAAUGCGGCCAUUGAACUUGGUUAGCUGUAGCAACUGGCACAUUAUCACAGUUUUCCAUCACGAGUUAUAUUGCAUGAGAAAGGGGAGGACAACCUAUAUACUUUGCUGCCAACUGAUAUGGCCUUACUUUGAAAUUACAAGAUUUUGACUAGGAGGACUUUUAGUGUUACUGUUGUUGAACUUUAAUGAAUUAAUCAUCUAAUAGGCAUGAGAAAGGGGAGGACAACCUAUAUACUUUGCUGCCAACUGAUAUGGCCUUACUUUGAAAUUACAAGAUUUUGACUAGGAGGACUUUUAGUGUUACUGUUGUUGAACUUUAAUGAAUUAAUCAUCUAAUAGGCAUAGAGCUGGAAACCGUAAUAAGUGUAGUAAUAUUGUAAUUCCAAUUUUUCUGAGAGAAAAGAAGUUGAUAGAAGGAAAAGAGAAUCAUAGUAUAAAGACAAGAGAGAACAACUUCUUUAAUCUGUUACUAGUAUGUAUUAUUAUCUUAGUCAGUUUGCUCAAAGUCUUCAUCUCUAUUUCAUCAUAUAUCUUUUAUCCCCAUUCAAAGAGUGAUUUGGUUGGGACCGGGAGAUUGGUCUGAAGCCAAAUAAAUUAAUUGGGAUCUUUCUAAGAAGAUUUUGGAAUAGACCUGCUCAGGCCCAGAUCAAUGAAUGAGUUGCAUGAUGUGGAGCAGAUUUUUAAGGUCUUGCUUUUAGUCCCCACACUGUUAAAUAGGUUAUAUUUGUGUCUGCUUUACAGAUAAUGACAUCCAUUAAAAUCUUGACUCCAAGAGGUUAGAUGUGUACCAUUUGAAGCUUCUUGUUGUAAAUUUCUGGAUUUUAACCAACACUUUAAACUAUACUAAGUUACUAACUAUAUUUAGCUGUGCUUUCUGCUCGGCCCCUCAAAGGCCUUUAUCUCUAUUUGCAUUAUAUAUCUUUUCUCUCCACGAUGAGAUUGUAGUGACUAUGGAUAUGUAUAAAUAGAUUUACAUAUGUAAAGUUGGAUGAAAAUUACUAAGAAGAAAGAAGCAAAAAAAUGCUACUGGAGAACAAGACUAUUUUUGUGGGAAGGUAAGAUGUAUUUUCUCCAGGUCGUUUUCUUUUCCCUAGUCUAUGUCUAAUUUCACAUACAGUUAGAUUCCCUCAAUUGUACUUGAGUAAAGUUUUAUGCCCAAUUAGCUAUGAUAUUCUUGAUAAAAAUUGCAAAAUAAGUGAUUGCUACAUGCUUGGUGUUUUUGGAAAACAGUUGAACUAUCUACCCUUAACUCAAUCUUAAUCCCCUAAACCAAGUAUGGGAUAGAGAAUAACGAAAGCUUGCUAGGUGUCUUCAUUUGAUUGUUCCAAGAAUUAUACCUCGGUUAGUCUUGAGGGAAAACUAAACAUAUCCUAAAUGGCUUUCACUGAAGGAAUUUGGAUCUUGUCUAACUAUGCAGUCUUCUUCCCAAUGAUGAGUUCCAGUUGUGCUUUUACUCUACAAUUUACUCUGUCUACUAUUUAUAAGAAAGAAGGAAAGGUCCGUUCAUUAAUCAGUGGUAUAAAAGAAUCAUUUCCCUCCAAUCCCAGUACUUCACAAUGUCCAUUACCAUCCUUCCAAAAAGUAACUUGUAUAGCCGAUAUUUUACCUCCCAAUAGUACUUGGGAUAAUUGUACUAUUUUUUACUUUAUUGCACCAAAGUCACUAAACUAUUUUCUUAUAAAGAAAAAGUCAUUUAACUUACCUAAGUAUCAGAUAAAGUCACUAAACAAUUGUUUGUAAUAAAAAACUCCCAGUUUUAUAUUAUGUCUAUUUUCUCCUAAUGAUUUUAUGUGAUAUGCAGGCAAAGUUGAAUGAUAUUCUUGGCCUUGGGAAUUUCCACUGUAACAUUUGUUAUGAGGUGCACCAACUAAUACAUUUGCUUAUUACUUCCACUGACGCUCAAUAUACAAGUCUUCCAUAAACUUCUAUGUGAAUGCCUUGUGCAAAAAACUCUAGGGAAUAUAUAAUUUAUCGUGA